AUGGAGGAGUUGUCCGACCAAGUCAUGAGGGAGAGUGAGGGUGGGAAUGAUAUUUUUGAAAAGGGGGGAGGGGAGGAGCAUGGGGAUGAGGCAGAUGAGGAGGAGGAGGAGGAGGAGGAGGAGGAGGAGGAGGAGGAGGAAGAGGAGGAGAAGGAGGAGAAUGAAGAAGGUGACAAUUCUGAGGAAGAGAUGUACAAUGCGGAGGAUGAUCAGGUUGAGGAGGAUAGGGAAGAGGACUUUGCUGGAUUGGAAAAUGAGGAAGAGGGGGGCACAAACUCACCACGAGGUCUACAUCGGGCUACGAAGGCGGAUGCGAAGGGGAAACGUGCUAUGGCCGACCAGGAACCUUCUAAGAAGCGUGGUGGCGGAUUGAGGCGGGGUCGCGGUGGGGGAAAGGUUGGAAGAGCGGGUGGGAGAGCGCGUGGAGGAGGGGGACGAGUUGCAAAGGGGGGGGCUGGUGGUGACGGAGGCGUGGGUUGUUCUCAGCCACGUCCACCACCCAAUGCUGCUCCUACCGCGCCUGCGGCUGGGGUGAUCCCAACGCGAUACACGCUAGCGAGAGCCAUCGUUGAGAUGGCGAAGCUAGCAAAGGCAAAGAGCAAGGCGUUGUUACACGCCGAAGGGGUUGGGGCGGUCUCGCUGACAUGCGACAUAUGGACAGGGGAGAACCAGAGAGGGUAUUUAGCGGUGACGGGGCAUUGUGUGGAUGCCAACUUUGAGCUCAAGCAGUACACGCUUGCGUUCAUUGCUUUGCCGUCAAAACACACGGCGAAGAAGAUCGCUGAGCGGAUUGAGGCAGUGUUGGUGGAAUGGGAGCUGGAAGAGAGGACCAUGGCGUUGACAACGGACAACGCCAGCUCGAACGUGGCGGCGAUGGAUAUCCUCUCGCGCGAGGGCCCGACAGACAUGCCCCGCAUGUUCAAGACCGGGAUGCACAUCCGGCCAAUGCUCCAGUUGAUGCGCCGCCGUUGCGCCUCCAGGCGCAUUUCUGCCGAGCAGUGGGACGCGCUUGAGGAGCUUGCAAAGUUCCUCAUGCCCUUCAACGCUGUGACUUUGGCAGCGGAGGGGUCCCUGUACCCGACUGCGAGCCGGGUAGUGCUGCAGUACAACGAGCUUAUGGAUUCGCUCGAGAAGAUCAGGGACAGCACCACCUCCCCUCCCUCCGUAAUCAUGCGGAAGUGCAUCGAUGCCUCCUUGGGCAAGCUGCAGGUGUAUUACUACAGCAGCAGUGAUGAGCUGUGUGUAGCUACCUUCUUGGACCCGGCAUUCAAGCUCGGGUACGUUGAGCUCGAGGACGGGAGCAGCAACGUGGGCAGGGCGGUAUCUCACGUGCCCUCGGAGGAGGUGCUGGCUCUUGUGCGUGCGAAGUGGCAGCCAUACAAGGAGAAGGUGCGGCGAGAGCGAGAGGCGGCUACUGAGAAGGGAAGAGGGGAGCUGAUGGUGGUGGGCUUGGGCGGGACUAGCAGCACAGCGGCUCGGGGGAGUGGCAGCAGCAGCGGGAAGACUCGGGGGGGCCUGAACCUGUUUGGGGGCCAGAAUCAUGAUGCGGGAGGACUCGUUGCACGCCUCAAUGCAUUGCGUGCGAAGCAGGCAGCAGAGAACAAGGAUGAAAUCCAGAUUUACCUUGAGGAGCCCAUGCAGCCCCUAUCCACCAACCCCCUUGCAUACUGGCGUCGUAGGGGUGAUUUGGAGGGGCUGCAGGCUAUGGCCAAGGACUACUUGGCUAUUCCAGCCACCUCUGCUGCCAGUGAGAGUCUCUUCUCACAAGGCAGGAACCUCAUCACAUGGCAGCGGCACAGGUUGGGUGCUGAACGCGUGGAGGCAUGCAUGACCUUGAAGUUAUGGAUCGCUUCGUACCCGGGCACCCCAUUGGGAAAGGCCGCCAAGGUGGCCAUGGUGGAUGACAAAGUGGGAGUGGACCUGGAUGAGGACUUGUGA
This is a messenger RNA of Closterium sp. Naga37s-1, 1938 nucleotides long. NCBI's taxonomy places the organism in Eukaryota, Viridiplantae, Streptophyta, Zygnematophyceae, Desmidiales, Closteriaceae. The record is from the annotation of a GenBank genome assembly.